ACUCCACUUUCUACUAAGCUACUACCUCACUCCCUCUUCUUUCUUUCUUCUCCGUGUUCUCUCCUCCCACCGACGAAACUAAACCAAAAAAAAAAAAAAAAACUCUUAUUUUUAUCUUUUUGCACAACGCUUCUUUAAUUCUCUCUCUUCUGAUCUGAUUGUGAACGAUUCCAUACACUGUAAACAAUAACAAAUCGAAGUAUUUGUGUAAUUGCUUUCUCUUUCUAGGGUUUGGUUGUAGGAGGAAUAGAUAGCAGGAAGGUUCUACAAUGGCGAGGCAUGUAGUGUCGGUUAUCACCUUCAAACUCCUCGCUUCUUCGAUCGCCGUCGUUGUUACUAUUUUUUUCACACUUUCGCUUUUCUUCACUGAAAAUCCUCAGCAUUCGUCUAUUGCCACCUCUGGUUACAGUCCUCAGUUACUUGGUGGCGGAUCUUUUCGGAGGUCAGUGCUAGCACUGAAAUCAGAUCCUUUGAAGUCACGGGUUGAUCAGAUCAAAAAACAAGCCGAUGAUCACCGAAAUCUUGUUCUGGCGUAUGCAUCAUAUGCUAGGAAACUAAAACUUGAGAACUCUAAGAUGUUGCGAAUCUUUGCUGAUCUUUCUCGGAACUAUACGGAUCUCCUUAACAAGCCUACUUAUCGAGCUUUAUUUGAGUCUGAUGCUCUCUCAAUAGAUGAAUAUAUGCUACGACAGUUCGAGAAGGAAGUGAAGGAGCGAAUUAAGAUGACUAGGCAAGUGAUUGUGGAAGCUAAAGAGUCUUUUGAUAAUCAGCUUAAGAUUCAGAAGCUUAAGGACACAAUUUUUGGGUUGAAUGAGCAGUUAACCAAGGCUAAGAAACAAGGGGCAUUUUCAAGCUUGAUUGCUGCAAAGUCCAUACCGAAAAGCUUGCACUGCUUGUCUAUGAGGCUGAUGGAGGAGCGUGUUUUGCAGCCAGAGAAGUAUUCUGAUGAGGGCAAAGCUCCAAUCCCUGAGUUGGAAGACCCUAACCUUUAUCAUUAUGCAAUAUUUUCGGAUAAUGUAGUUGCAGCUUCUGUGGUGUUGAAUUCUGCAGUGAAGAAUGCUAAGGACCCUACCAAACAUGUGUUUCAUGUUGUGACAGACAGGAUGAAUUUGGGGGCAAUGCAGGUUAUGAUGAAGAUGAAGGACUAUAGUGGAGCACACAUUGAGGUGAAGGCAUAUGAGGAUUACACAUUCUUAAAUUCAUCUUAUGUGCCGGUUUUAAAACAGCUUGAGUCUGCAAACUUGCAGAAAUUUUAUUUUGAGAAUAAGCUUGAGAAUGCAACAAAGGAUACUAAUAACAUGAAGUUUAGGAACCCAAAGUACUUGUCCAUGUUAAACCAUUUGAGGUUUUAUUUGCCUGAAAUGUAUCCGAAACUGCAUCGGAUUCUGUUUUUGGAUGAUGAUAUUGUUGUGCAGAAGGAUUUGACUGGGCUAUGGGAGAUAGAUAUGGAUGGGAAAGUAAAUGGAGCAGUUGAAACAUGCUUUGGGUCAUUUCAUAGAUAUGCGCAGUACAUGAACUUCUCACAUCCCCUGAUCAAGGAGAAGUUCAAUCCAAAAGCAUGUGCGUGGGCAUAUGGUAUGAACUUCUUUGAUCUGGAUGCGUGGAGAAAGGAAGGUUGCACUGAGCAAUACCACUACUGGCAGAACAUGAAUGAAAACCGAACAUUAUGGAAACUUGGGACCCUACCCCCAGGUCUGAUCACUUUCUAUUCAACAACAAAACCACUCGAUAAAUCAUGGCAUGUUCUUGGUCUCGGUUACAAUCCAAGCAUAAGCUGGGAUGAAAUUCGUAAUGCUGCUGUUGUGCACUUCAAUGGAAACAUGAAGCCUUGGCUCGACAUUGCCAUGGGCCAAUUUAAACCACUUUGGACAAAGUAUGUCGAUAAUGAGAAUGAGUAUGUCCAGGGUUGCAACUUUGCUCUCUAAGCUUGAAUCUCUUUUAAAUUUUCACUGAAAAUCUGUCCUCUACUUGGUCAACUUUAUAAGAUCCCUCUUCAUCAUUCCACUCAAUUUGAUGAUUUAGCUACCUCGAUCUACAAUUUAGGAAAUUUUUUGGUCAAUUUAGGAUUCUGUCCAAAUAGCAUUCUAAGUUGAGUUUAAUUAUUUGUGACUCCCAUUUAAGGCUACGUGAAAAUUUGUUCAUGUAUAAGUUGACAGGACUAGUUGCCACACCACUAAAUGUAUAUGUUGCUCAACUAAAUAUUGUUGGUAUAAAUUUCCUGCCUCAUAUAUUCAUUUUCUUA
Molecule: messenger RNA, 2242 nt
Organism: Amaranthus tricolor (Joseph's coat)
Lineage: Eukaryota; Viridiplantae; Streptophyta; Magnoliopsida; Caryophyllales; Amaranthaceae
Product: galacturonosyltransferase 8
Exons: 3
Coding region: 270-1925 (551 amino acids)
Molecular function (GO): polygalacturonate 4-alpha-galacturonosyltransferase activity
Source: RefSeq, a predicted model, not a curated record